Anoplopoma fimbria (sablefish) is the source of this 3964-nucleotide messenger RNA. Its product is annotated as oxysterol-binding protein-related protein 7-like. The coding region runs from base 192 to 2990 and encodes 932 amino acids. The record is from RefSeq and is a predicted model, not a curated record. Gene Ontology annotation, molecular function: cholesterol binding. NCBI's taxonomy places the organism in Eukaryota, Metazoa, Chordata, Actinopteri, Perciformes, Anoplopomatidae. The transcript is spliced from 23 exons. Gene Ontology annotation, cellular component: intracellular membrane-bounded organelle; cytosol; perinuclear endoplasmic reticulum.
UCCCACCGGUGAGCCCGUGGAUGUAGGGUGUGUGCCACGAGCACUCAGAGCUAGCGAGAAGGAGUCGAGGGCGGCUGCAACAGAAGUCUGAAGACGGGCCCUCAUCAGCUCAGCCGGUGGUUUCCAGUCGAGCAGUGUCGAGCACUCUGUCAUGAGACACAGUUUGUCUUGAAGGCCCGCCCUUUCGCUCCAUGCAACGCUUUCCUCACCACAUCGCAUCGAUGGACCCCCAGGUGUGUCCCCUGCCUCUGAACAGCAGCCAGUCGGUGAUCAGCGGCCUGGACAAAUCCCCGGCCUCCACAUUCAAACCGGGCCACUCACGGAACAGCAGCACCGGCUCCUCCAAACACUCAAAGCAGUCUCGUCACUGGGAGGUGAUGGACGACUUGCAGCAACGGGAUAUGUACUCGGUCCCCGGCUCCUCUGGGGACCUCAGCAUCCCUGGGAUCUGUGAGGGCUACUUGAUGAAGAGGAGGAAGUACCCGCUCAAAGGCUGGCACAAGAGAUACUUCUUGUUGGAGAAAGGAAUUCUCAAGUACUCAAAGACACAGCAAGAUAUUCAGAGAGGGAAGCUCCACGGCUCUCUGGACGUCAGCCUUGCUGUCAUGUCCGUCAACAAGAAGACCAAAGGCUUAGACCUGGACGCUGGGGACAACAUCUACCACCUCAAGGCAAAGAGCCAUGACAUCUUCUACAUCUGGCUGACCAAACUGUGUGCCCAUCGUGUGUUCAGGAAAAACGAGGCUAUGAGUGUCCAUCAUGGCGUCCUUCACGCUCUCUCCUUGAGCCCAGGCACCCUGCCAGGCGUGGCCAAUAUGGCCCAGAGCAGCAGAGCAACGCCCGCUCACUAUGCCAGCUUAGCGUCAGUGUACCAUCAAGAGAUGGAAAGCCCCGCCCCCGCCGUCUCCUCUCACCCAGGGGUGACCAGCAAGGUGUCAGCGUGGCUGCAGCAGACCCACGACAUCGACGGGACCUCCAGCGGUGAGAGAGACCUGGCUCGCUGUCAGGCGGAGCUGGCGGAACUGGCCCAGCUCAUCCAGCGUCUCCAUUGGCUGGAGGGAGGCCUGCCCAUCACUAACACAGACCUGGAGAUGCGAAUCAGCAUGCAGAAUCUGUCCCUGGAGAAACCCAAGAGGAAGCCGGGGAAAGGAUUCGGUCACGCCCGGACUUUGUCCCGCGUUGAAGCCAUGGGGGGAAUGUUCACUUCCAGCCACCUGAGCACCAACAGCAGUUCUGGUGUGGGGUCGUCCGUUAAGUCCAUCCCCGACUACGUCUACUCUCAGCUGUCCAACCCUCAGGUCACCUCGCCGGAGGCCAAGAAGCUCCACCAGGACAUCUACACUUCUUCUCAGAGGGUUCAUGCGUCUCUCAAGUCCAUUCAUGAGGUUUUGACCUUGGAGAGAGAGCGACUGAGGCAGGCCUGGACCGGCCCGGACCUGAGGCACAACACGUCCCAGCAGCUCGCUACGCUCUGCAACACAAUGACUGAGCUUGACAUACAGUCUCGUCUGACCAAAGUCCAUUCGCUUUCCCUGUCCUCUGACUCUUCUGAGGAAUCCUUCUGCACCGUCCGUCCUGACCAGAGGACACCCUCCAUGGGCCGUCCGUGUCAACGUGCGCCCUCCGUGGCGGAAUCCAUGGUAGAGUAUUUUGACGCUAGCGAGGUGAUUGUGUGCGAGAGCUCGUCGGAGGCCGAGGCGUCUGACGAGUCGGGCCUGAGCGACAUCACCACCACCAGCAACUCUGAGCCGGAGGAGGGACACGCCACUGCCACCCUCAACUAUCGCGCCAGUCUGAACAACGUUCCUGACAAAGCCAGCCCAGUGCCCCCCAAUACUGGUCGUCGCACUGUCCUCCCCGCCUCCGGAACAGACAACAGCCACAUUGGUAUUAUGUCCAUCCUGUACAACAACAUCGGCAAGGACCUGUCCAGAAUCUCCAUGCCGGUCGCUCUCAACGAGCCACUGUCUCUGCUGCAGAGACUCAGCGAAGAGCUGGAGUACUCAGAGCUGCUAGACAUCGCUAACCGCACCGACGAUCCAUACGAGAGAAUGGUUUACGUGGCGGCGUUCUCCAUCUCUGGAUAUGCCUGGGCGUCCUGGAGGAAUCGCUACAAACCCUUCAACCCUGUUCUGGGAGAAACAUACGAGAGUCACAGAGAAGACCGAGGCUUCCACUACAUCAGCGAGCAGGUCAGCCAUCACCCACCCGUCUCUGCCUGCCACGCAGAAUCCGAAAACUUCACUUUCUGGCAAGAUCAGAGAUGGAAGAACAAGUUCUGGGGGAAGUCUAUGGAGAUGCUCUCUUCUGGACUGGUCAACGUUGCACUUCCCAAGUACGGUGACCACUAUGAGUGGAACAAGGCAGUGACAUGUAUCCACAACGUGCUGAGUCAGGAGCGCUGGUUGGAGCACUACGGUGAGGUGGUCAUCAAAAACACAAAGAGCGACGACUGCACCUGCAAGAUCACCUUUGUCAAGUCCCGCUACUGGAGCUCAGACAGCAGUAAGAACGAGGUGCAGGGUGUGGUCCUGGACCGGGCCGGAGAGGUGGUUCAUCGUUUCGGAGGCCUCUGGCAUGAGGGCAUUUUCUGUGAUACCCUGUCCACACCAAAGUGCAUCUGGAAGCCCAACGUGCAGCCUGAUGACUACGUCCAGUUCUACGGCUUCUCACAAUACGCCAGAGAACUAAACGAGCUGACUCCAGAACUGAAGCCUCUCUUCCCGCUUACAGACACUCGCUUCAGACCAGACCAGAGGCUCCUGGAGGAGGGGAAGGUAGCAGAAGCAGAUAAAAAGAAAGACGAGGUGGAGGAGAAACAGAGGGAGAGGAGGAAGGAGAUGGCCAAGACAGGGGAGGAGCACAUGCCCAGGUUCUUCAGGAAAUCUUUGGAUGAGGCUGGUAGAGAGGUGUGGCUGAGCAACAGAACCUACUGGAAGCUCCGCAAAGACCCGGGCUUCUCCAAGACUGAAAACCUGGACCUGUGGUAGAACACAGCAUUAUGCGGAACGGAACUAGCCAAGCGCUAUAAACAUUGUAAUAUAAUGAAGAGGAAUAAUACGCCCCUCAAAUAGUAAACAUUAUUAAUUGUUCUCAUGUUAGUCCAGUAACUUAUGCCUGAAUAUGCUGUCGUGACUUAUCAACAAAGGUCUGCUGCUACCGUCAGGCACAGAUGAACCUCUCAUUGGGUCUUUGUGCCACGUCGAGGUGAGGUGCCACUAUGGAACAAAUGAAGACUGAUUAAGAUGAAGCCGGAUGUCCUUCCAGCCUUUGGCUGUACUAUGAUGGAGACCUUAAAUAUGAUCAAUCAUCAUUCAAAAGCAAAUCUCAACUAAACGCAGUCUUUGACGCGGCCCUCGAGAAAAUCGUCUGUCAGGAUUCAGUCCCCUCUGAAUGUAAAGUGUUCUGUAUCAUAUUGGUGGGUUUCAGAUAAUGUUAUACUUUUUGUUAGUUUAAAACAUGUCAAUAUUACUAUUUUUUUUGUAAGGUUCAUUUUUAUGAAAUCAGAAACGAAUCUAGUUUCAGAAGCUUGCUUCCUGCAGAGGGAUCCAGAGCACAGAGGGCUAAUCCGGGCCUCGAGGGGUCAAGUCCAGGUGAACCGGUGCUGUCCUGCUUUCUUUGUCAGCGGGUCCUAGUGUGUAAGCUUGUGCUCAUUUGUAAAAUGGAUGCGUGUUUUUAUGAUCUGCAUUUAAUAUGGACACAUUGGUGAUGCAUUGUUUUUUUAUAUGGCUAGCAGUACUGUUAGCCUAGCCUUCUUGCUCCCUCACCCGUGUGAUUUUUGGUAAAUGAGCCCGUGGACGAGGAUUGCUCCUCUCGAACCUCUGCGCUCUCAGUCGAUGCAGUGAAGUAUAGUUAUUGAUGUUUUUUAACAAUGGAUUUUAAUAAGGAAAAGAGACUACUGUUAAAUCCCAGUGAAAUGUGUUUUCUUUAUGGUUUUGUUUCAAAUAAAAGGUUCCAUAAUCAA